Molecule: messenger RNA, 1531 nt
Organism: Durio zibethinus
Lineage: Eukaryota; Viridiplantae; Streptophyta; Magnoliopsida; Malvales; Malvaceae
Product: E2F transcription factor-like E2FE
Biological process (GO): regulation of transcription by RNA polymerase II
Cellular component (GO): RNA polymerase II transcription regulator complex
Molecular function (GO): DNA-binding transcription factor activity, RNA polymerase II-specific; RNA polymerase II cis-regulatory region sequence-specific DNA binding
Source: RefSeq, a predicted model, not a curated record
CUCUUUCAAAAAAUAUCACCCCGCCAAUCCAACGCCCCCAAACCCAUAACUAACUUUCACUCCCCUUUUUUUAAGGCCCCUCCACCCUCCACAUCCUUCAAUGCUUCCCAUCCCUCCCUCGUAAACAUGCCGCUAUCUGCUUCUUCGUCUCUUCCCGAAUCUUCCGCUCGUCAUUACUCGUAUAGCCGCAAGCAGAAAUCCCUCGGCCUCCUUUGUUCCAAUUUCCUGAGCAUGUAUAAUAAGGACGGCGUUGAAUUGAUUGGUCUUGAUGAAGCCGCAGCAAAAUUAGGAGUUGAGAGACGGCGGAUCUAUGACAUUGUCAAUGUUUUGGAAAGUGUUGGGGUUCUUACAAGAAAAGCUAAGAAUAAAUAUACAUGGAAAGGUUUUGGGGCAAUUCCUAAGGCUUUACAAGAUCUUAAGGAAGAAGGUUUCAGUAGUAACUUCAAAAACGUUGAUGCCAAUAAUAAUGCAAAGGUCACUGAUGGUGAUGGUGAUGAUGAUGAUGAUGAAAAUGAUGAAGGAUUUUCCAACCCUAACACUGGAAGUCAGACUGAGACUUCAAAACCUAGCACUGUUCUUCAGUCUUGUGCAUCGUCGAAAGUUGAUAACCGAAGGGAAAAAUCCCUGGGACUCCUUACUCAGAAUUUCGUCAAGUUAUUUGUCUGCUCUAAUGCUGAGUUGAUCUCCCUUGAUGAAGCAGCGAGGUUAUUGCUUGGUAAUGCUCACAAUGCCUCAAUAAUGAGAACAAAAGUAAGGAGGCUAUAUGACAUUGCAAAUGUGUUGUCUUCCAUGAAUCUUAUUGAGAAGACCCAUACUGUAGAUACCCGGAAACCUGCAUUUAAGUGGUUGGGGCUGAGAGGGAAAUCAGACAAGGAACCUGCUGAUCCCUUGGAUCUUAAUGAGUCCAAGAAAAGGGUGUUUGGAACUGAUGUUACAAACAUUGGUUUCAAGAAAAAUAAGGUUGAUUCUUCAAAUGAUUCGAAUGCCAAUCAAUGCGCAAAGAUGAAAAAGCAAAUAAAAGUUGAAAAUUUGGUGACUCUGGCUGAUACAAGCAGCUUGGAGAAUUCAAGACAAAGUUCGAAGAGCUAUCAAUUCGGUCCUUUUGCUCCUGUAAACUUGACCAAAGCCAGUAACUCCGGGAAUAAUAUGAAACGGGUUAAUGAUUGGGAGAGUUUUGCUUCCACUUACCGUCCUCAAUAUCACAAUCAAGCUUUAAAGGACCUCUUUUCUCAUUACAUGGAAGCUUGGAAAUCAUGGUACACGGAAGUUGCUGGCAAGAAGCCGAUACAACAACUUUCAUAAUGCUUUCGCCACUUGCCUUUCUCGUUUGGACUGCUCAAAGACUAUAGGCAAUUGGAAGCCAUUCAUUUCCUAACCUCAUCUAUCUCCCUUCUCUUUUCCCCAAUUUUUACCUUUUCCUUUUACAUAGAAGAGAUUAACUCUUGUACGUAUCAUUCUCUCUUUCUACGAACUUUGAGUGACAACACUUGUACGCAAUUAAAAAGCUUUGCUUGAUAGAAAUGAUAAAAAU